Molecule: messenger RNA, 3548 nt
Organism: Stegastes partitus (bicolor damselfish)
Lineage: Eukaryota; Metazoa; Chordata; Actinopteri; Pomacentridae
Exons: 4
Coding region: 4-1818 (604 amino acids)
Molecular function (GO): calcium ion binding; protein binding; heparin binding
Source: RefSeq, a predicted model, not a curated record
GACAUGGAGGCCAGCGUCAUGGAGGUCGGUCGCUCCCUGUUGGCUUGUGGCAGCUGCGGCCCUGAAGAGUACUGCGGCUUCAGCAGCGGCCAGCCUCGCUGUGAGAAAUGCACCAUCUGCCCAGCUGGUUUCUUCCUGGUCGCUCAGUGUUCGGUCCAUGCAGACAGAAUCUGCCAGGACAGAGAUGAAUGCCUUGAAAUAGCUGAUCUAUGUGGAGAUACACAGAAGUGUCUCAACACUCCAGGUGGAUUCAGGUGCCAGGGGAUGACAGAGCGAGACGCCAACUCGGGAAUGUGCGGCCACGGAUACUUCUACAACUCCGAUAUGGAUGAGUGUCAGGCCUGCAAUGAGUGUGAUGGAGAACCUGUGGCUUCCCCUUGUACCUUCACCACCGAUACCGUCUGCUCCGGCCCUGCUGCCGGCGACAGCGCCCUCUCUAUGUCCUGGGCUGGAGAUGCGAGUCUGCUGGGGACAAAAGGCCACAUCCUCGCUCACGCCUUCCCCAGCGUGCAGCUUCACAUCCAGGGAAGAAGUGAUGCCGGUCUGGUGUCCGCUGAGAGUGGCCACCUGGUACUGAGGCAGCACGGUUUAGUCUGGCUGGACGAGAAUCUUUCGGUGAGCCACGGCUGCCGCAGCUUCAUCCAGGUGUGUCUGCGGAUGAACAACACAGAUGGCUCUGAGGGUCGCGACCUCAGCGGCAUUCGGGUGGAGCAGCGUGAGGGAAGGUCGCUUCAGAGUGUCACCGUCAGUGGGGUAGCAGAAGUCGGCCCGGGUCACAUCAUGUCCCUCUUCCUGCGAAGUGCCAGCCACCACUGUAACCAAAGCAGUGAAGGCCUGCAGCUGUACGACCCCGUCGGAUCUACGCUCAGCCUCUUCUGGCUUUCCCACGACACCGGGGCUGUUGCCAUGACAGCACAGGCGAUGGUCUCUGCACAUUACCACACGAACUAUCGCCCAGUCUUCCGCACCACCUCCACCUCUGACCCUUACGUGGUGGGACUGACUCACGACGGCCGCGGGAUCCGCUUUGCAGAGAGCGGCACGAUGCGUUUUGUAUUCCAGCAGGCGCUGUACUCGAUGGGCCAGGCAUGUGUGACUGAGGGUUUCCAAAUUUUGUCAUAUCUCAACCAUAACGGAACCAACUCGGAGCUGUUCCGUGCCUUCAAAUCAGGCGUCCACUACCGGGACACUUCCAUAUCUCUGUCUGGGGCAGCUAAAGUUGACCCCGGGGACACGGUGGGCUUUGAGAUCAUCUCUCCUGCUCAGUGCAACGUGCGCUUCUUCGGUGACGAGACAGGCAUCAGUAUUCUCAGUUUGGUUUGGAUCCCCGCUGCCAUUUCUUCCUCCCUGUCUGCCGCUGUGGCUCACACAGGCCUUCCCUCAGGAGCAGUUCGCAACAAGCCGCUGUUCUUCUACCAGACCAGCCCCCAUGUGUCCCAGAUGGGGCUGCAGGGAAAGGGAUCCGCAGAUCAGAAACGAGAUUUUGUCUUCAGGGAGAGCGGCACCGCCAGUGUGGCUCUGGACCUCAAACUCAUCCACUCCUGCAAUCUGGUCAAGGUGACUCUGCUAAGACGAAGUGAUUCAGACGGGUCAGGAGGAGGUCGUGAGGCCGAGGGAGCGCGGCCCACCCCUGUGGCCCAGCAGGUGGCUGGCCAAAUGCCUGAGGGCAGCCAGUGGGCCAGUGUAAGUCUGCGGGCGUCCUUCCAGGUUCACAACGGCACAGCGGUUUUCUUCACACUGGACUGUGUUCGUGGACGAGUCAACCAGAUCAGCCACCAAACGGGCAGCGGGGUGUCGGUGCUGUGGGUGGCGGCAUAAUUAAAGCAAGCCAAAUGUUGCUAUGUUGUUUUUUGAUAUGGUUUCACGGUUUUACUGACGUCUUUUAGGAAUAGUUUGAAAAUUAUGCUCAUCAAUCACUCUCAUAUCCAUAUUAAUAUAAAGGUUUAACAAGCAGCCUGUUAGCUUAGCCUGGAGAGGGGGAAUCAGCUAGACUGACUCUGUCCAUAACCAUCAAAAUAUACCUAAAAAAUUACUAAUUAACCAAACAUUAGUAAACACCUGCCUAAUAUCGCGUGGGUCCACCUCAUGUCACCAAAACAUCUCUGACCUGCAAGGAAAUGGAAACGAGACCUUUUGGGGUGUGCUAUAGUGGCAACCGAGGGGACAUUGGCAUUUCAUCCUUCGGGUUUGUGGAUUGCCAGUUGGGGUCUCUGUGGAUCAGGCUUGUGUGGCUCAUCAUGUGGAUGCUCAACUGAAUUGGGAUCCAGGUAGUUUGGGGUCCAAGUCAAUGCUCCUUGUUAUGUUCCUCAAACCGUUCCUGAGCAGCCUCUGCUGUCAGGAAGUGCCAUUGCACUUCCACAGUGUUGUGGCAGCAUUGGAGAAUCAUUCUGCCACAGGGAGCAAAAACACUCUGUUUUUUGUUUUUUUUUUACAUGAAUCACAAUCAGGAGAAGUGUAUUCGUGGAACAUUUGCAUGCAGGGAGGUGGUUGGUCCGAGGUUGUUGUUGUCUCCUGUAAUGAAGGGGAUUUUGAAGAUGAUAACAUACAGGUAAUGAAAGUCCUCGAAAGCCACAUGAAGUACAAGAAAAUACCUUAAGUGUACAUCCAAUGAGUCAAACUAAUGUCAAAGUAACAUCUACAUGAAUGCCAGGACCUCAGGCUUCCCAGCAGAACAUUGCUUAACAACAUGAUUAACUUCGCCUGUUAGUGGUUUUACUGUUGUGGGUGAUUGUUUUUUUUUUUUUUUUAGACUGUUUAAUCUGUACAAAAUGCGAAGUGUAAGAGCAAUAAUGUGUAAUUUUAAGCAGGCUAGAUGAUUCCUCCUGCUCCCAGCCUUUGUGCUAAGCUAAGCUAACUGUCUCCUGACGGACACCUGAUGUGGUGUCAAUCUCCUCAUUUAACUCAGUGUUAGAAACUCAAUAACCGUACUUCCCAAACCUUAAUCUAGCCCUUUGAGCUGCUUGAUUUGUAGUAAGUAGCGUGCAGUAAAUUGUUUAAAAAUGAUUUUGUUUUAAAAACACUCAAAUAUGAACUAUUGAGUAUUUAAAAAUGUAGCAAUUUGCAUAAACCGUAUUUAUAUCGUGCAUCUAUUAGUACAAUGUCAUGAUUUCUACAAAUGAUGGCUCUUAACCGUAUUCCCGUGGUAUUUUCUCAUGCUUCGCUGCUCUGCUUUUCCAGCCCUCUCAUGUGUCUGUCUUGUAUUUAUGUAAUUCAGUUACUCUGUUGACGCCAAAGGACUCUCACAUCAUUCCAGUUGUGACUACAGCAUUUUCUGCUGGCGCUGGUUUUCAUUCAGGAGUGCGUUUUUUAAGAGCAUGUGUUUCAUGUUAGCCGCCAUUUUCUGAUGUGAAUAUCUACUGCAUGCCUUGUUUAAGGACCACUUUGUGCAUAUUAUGGACUUGAAAGAGAGUCACUAAGCCCCAUUGGAAUUAAACUGCCAUUUUAAAUAGUAACACCUUGCCUUAUCGUUACUCUUAACCCCAAGUAAACUGUAAUAAAGUGUAUAUUUGAUGUUUUCUAGUAAAUCCAAUAAAAAUACAUUUGUUUUA